Molecule: messenger RNA, 201 nt
Organism: Protopolystoma xenopodis
Lineage: Eukaryota; Metazoa; Platyhelminthes; Monogenea; Polystomatidea; Polystomatidae
Source: the annotation of a GenBank genome assembly
AUGCGAUGUUUUGAGUCCUCUGCCGAGGCUCUGGCUCUUCAUCGCGGACGGCCACGAGUCAUACGUAUCAGGACGUUAUCAGCUGAACUAAAGCUGGUGAUUCAGGCUAUGAACUUGGCCCAAGUGGAGCAUGUGCCGCUUUCGACUUUCGUUGAAAUCAUGUUUGAAAACACUGCAAUGGGAUACCGAAUCAUCGGUUGA